AUGGGAGGAAGACGCCGGACAGCCAUGGACCGCCGUUGGCGUGGAAGUAUCGCUAAAGAAUGGAGUCGAGACAAGAGGGUGGAGGGUGGAUCACGUGGAGCAGAGGACAGACCCAUUUCGAUCUGUGCAGAAGCACCAGGAAUUGCCGACGCGGAACGGACGGACGGAGAGAUGAAGAUCUUCUGCCCGAUCUGCAAGUGGCUCGUGGUCAGCCUGCCCGCCCUGGAGGACCACAUGAAGCGGCACAGGGGGUGGACGGAGCCCACGCUCUUCCAGUGCCCCCACUGCCCGUUCAACACGGACACGCUGAAUGUCUUCAUCGGCCACCAGGCGACACACGACGCGCGCGAGUUUCACAAGUGCGCCAAGUGCGGCAAGGUGUUCAUCGACGUCAAGGUCUUCCGCGAGCACCAAGCGGCGCACGCCGAGGAGAAGCCCUACAAGUGCACCGAUUGCGAACUGGCGUUCAACCACUCGGAGGAUCUUCACGAGCACCAAAAGACGCACGCCGGCGGCAAGCCCUACCACUGCACCGUCUGCGGGAUGGAGUUCAUGCGCGAGGUGCAGCUCUGCAACCACCAGAGGAUCCACACGGGCGAGAAGCCCUAUGGGUGUGCCACGUGCGGAAAACGGUUCGCUCUCUCGGGGACGCUCGUCAUCCACAACAGGAUCCACACGGGCGAGAAGCCCUAUGGGUGCGCCACAUGCGGAAAACGGUUUGCGCACUCGGGGACGCUCAUCAUCCACAACAGGAUCCACACGGGUGAGAAGCCCUACGUGUGCACCACAUGCGGAAAGGCAUUCGCCUACUCGGGGGCCCUGAGCGUGCACAGGAGGACCCACAUGGGCAAGAGACCCUACAGGUGCACGGUGUGCGCGAAGGCGUUCGCGUAUGCGGGGACCCUCUCCACGCACAGCAGGAUCCACACAGGAGAGAGGCCGUACAGGUGCACGGUGUGCGCGAAGACGUUCGCUCGCUCCCACACGCUCGUCGUCCACAAGAGGGUCCACACGGGAGAGAGCGCCUGCGGCGAGGGCGCCGAGGCGUUGACGCCGUCGGGCGGCUCCCCCGGCGCCGGAAGCGCGGACGCGGCGGACGGAGGGUGCGUGACGAGGCGGAAGCGUCGCGAGUGCAUCGCGCGCAAGGUCGCGACGGCCGCCCUACCGGAACCACCUGACUCUGGGGGUGAGCGCGCGACUUUCCCCGGAGAGGCGGCGGCGAGCCCUCCUCCUCCCGCGCCCGCCGCGUUGGAAGAAGAACGCCGGGAAAAGCCCGCCGGCUUUGUCGGGACGCGCCCGCGGGUAAUGAAGGCGGAGAGCGGAGGCGGAGGCGGAGACGUGUCCUCGGCGAAAGUGAAGGAGGAACGGGAAGGGGACGUCGGAGGCUUCGAGGCGUGGCCGGGGGUGAAGGUGGAGCCCGCUGGCGAGGUUGUUCCGUGCCGCCUCCCCUCCCUGCCGAUCGUGAAGCGGGAGCACGAGGAUUGCCAAGGGAGCGAGACGGAGCAGCGGGUAAAGUUGGAACGCGGAGCUCAGGACUCCUCCGUCUUCCUGUUGAGUGUGAAGCAGGAACCGGAGGAAAUCCCCAGUUGAGACUCGGCUGAGGGGAAGGGGUCUAGUUAGAACUCGGAGCUCAAGAUCGCUCGGUCUCCUUGUCGGUCGCGAAACGGGAACUGGAAGGAUGAGGCCCUCGUUUGAGAAGCGAUGUCGAGGUCGAUGCGAACGACGUGGAGAUGGGAGGAAGACGCCGGACAGCCAUGGAACGCCGUUGGCGUGGAAGUAUCGCUAAAGAAUGGGGUCGAGACAAGAGGGUGGAGGGUGGAUCACGUGGAGCAGAGGACAGACCCAUUUCGAUCUGUGCAGAAGCACCAGGAAUGUGAGUGUGCGUGUCCGUGUGUGUAUGGGGAGCGGUGGUGCAGCGGUUAGCACUACGCUGCGCUAAGAACCCGGCGACCCGAGUUCGAUUCCCGCUCACGGCCAACACCGGGGACGAUUAUCUGAGCCUCCCCUAGGUCGACACGGCAUGAAAUGAGUACCUGGUGCGAUGUGUAAUCAUUGUCGCUGGGGAGACAAAGGCGGCCGGGCGUGGUUGCUGGCCUUCAUAGGUGCUGCCUAAUGGCACUUGUCCAAACAGUCUGUUACGGGCUAUACGGGGGAUCUUUGUAUUUUUAUCGUAUGUUCAACUUCUUUCGCACCAUACGUAGCCAACCGUGCUAAUUGGAGGUGCGAUGUGUAGCGCGGAAGUUUAUUUAAAAAGAAUUUGGCCUCCGCGGCCGAUGCAAACAUUUCCACAUGGGACUGCCCAGCCACCCCUGGUGACAAAAACGCAUUCAAUUUUCUCUCUCUUGACCUCUCGAUCUCUAAACACCACAUAUACUAAAAUAAUUC
Messenger RNA from Lethenteron reissneri (Far Eastern brook lamprey), 2385 nucleotides. Its product is annotated as zinc finger protein 664-like. The record is from RefSeq and is a predicted model, not a curated record. Gene Ontology annotation, biological process: regulation of transcription by RNA polymerase II. Gene Ontology annotation, molecular function: DNA-binding transcription factor activity, RNA polymerase II-specific; RNA polymerase II cis-regulatory region sequence-specific DNA binding. Gene Ontology annotation, cellular component: nucleus. Lineage: Eukaryota; Metazoa; Chordata; Hyperoartia; Petromyzontiformes; Petromyzontidae.